Messenger RNA from Tetranychus urticae (two-spotted spider mite), 2351 nucleotides. RefSeq lists its product as uncharacterized. Gene Ontology annotation, molecular function: DNA-binding transcription factor activity, RNA polymerase II-specific; RNA polymerase II cis-regulatory region sequence-specific DNA binding. Gene Ontology annotation, biological process: regulation of transcription by RNA polymerase II. NCBI's taxonomy places the organism in Eukaryota, Metazoa, Arthropoda, Arachnida, Trombidiformes, Tetranychidae. The record is from RefSeq and is a predicted model, not a curated record. Gene Ontology annotation, cellular component: nucleus.
ACUUACCUUUUUUGAAAUCAUCGAUCCACUUUUCUUGUUACUUUUGGUUCGUUUUGGUUGUUUUUUACACUUUUUUUGAUACAAUUUUCAAUUGAUUUACUUGUAUUACAAUAAACUCUUUACUGCUGUCGGCAUUAACACUUGUUUAUAGCCAUAUCAGCUCCAACAUUGGCCAUUUUCAUCGACAUCUUUAUCGCCAUCACCAUCAAUAAACAAUAAAUACGAUGCAUCAAACAGUUGCCCCAUAUUUGGCUCACAAUUUCCAAGGAUAUUCAUAUUUAGAAAGACGCAUGGACAACGGAGAUAAUUUUCAUUUUGACGAUGUUUGGAACUGUAACCUCAAUUCAGUUGCCUUGUUAUCAGCAACACCAGUUACUCAUACUAGCAGCUCAUCAUCAUCUUUAUCAUCCUCAUCAAAUUCAUCGCCAUUUGAAUCAACCUUUGUUUCAACCUCCAUCCCCUCCUCUACCAAUAAUAAUACUAAUCAUAAUAAUUACUCCAACUCUGGGCAAACAAUUAAUUCGUAUUACGUCAACUCUUCCAAUGGAAAUGGUAAUGGGACAACCACAAGCUUAACUACAAGUGAAACCUCAAUUGGAGAUCAUUAUGGUCAACCAACUCUUGUACCAUUAACAGCAGUAUCCCCAUCAUCAACCAAUGUUACCGGUAACAGUACUCUUGCCACCUCCAGUGAGACAAUCACCACCAACGGUUCCAUCAUAAGCUCAUCAUCCACCACCCCGACGCUUACCUCAAUUGACAGCAGUAAUAACACUUGCUUAGAUAAUAAUGGUUCAUCUAAUAAUACAAGUAGCUGCUCAUCACGUACUAAUAAUGUUAAUCUAAUCCAUACUAAUGGUAAUAGCACCAACAGUAAUAAUAAUAAUAGUACUAGUGGCAGUAGAAGCAACAACAACAGUAAUACAAGCAACACUGAUGUAAAUCACAAUGAGCCCGUCAACGAGAGGAUGCUUGUUAUAAUAGGCGAUGGCCCUAUCAUUGAUAAUAUUACUGGUGCUGGCGGAGGUACAAAUAGUUCAACUUCAUUAUCUUCGGUGCCGUCUAUGAUUGAAAAUGGUUUCAACCAGUAUUGUCAUAAUUCGGAACCUGUUCAUUACUAUUCUCAUGAAAACAUCUCCAUUGGUGAACACAUUGUUGAACAAGAAGCAGCUUCAGCGUUUAUUGAUCAUUCAGUAUCAGACUUGAAUGGUACAAUAUGGACAAACUGUCAAAAUGGAAAUGAGUUUAUUGAAGGAACCACCUUACCUAUGGGAGGAUUCAAUGGUGACAAUUAUGCUGUUAAUGAUUCAGUCGACACUUUUGGCAACAGCUUAUCAACAAAUCGACUUGGAAAUAGUCACACUUAUACUAAUUCAACACCUAAUCAUCUAGAUCCUGUACAUGACAUUAGAAGUAACUCAAUUCAUCACACAAAUAUUCAUUCUCCUCUUUCCUCUCUUGUCCAUCUUCCUCAUCCCCAUUACCUUCACCAACACCAACACCAACAUCUUCAUCAUCAACAACACGUCAGUCUUCGUCAACAAUUUGUUCUCAACGGAGGCCGAUCUUCCAGAGCCUCUAAAGGUGAGCAUUCUCGAAGCAAUGCCAGUGAUACAUCAGAUGACGAUCGAAGUAUAACAAGAGAUGAAAAACGAGCUAAAGCUCUCAACAUACCAAUACCAGCUGAUGAUAUAAUCAACUUACCAAUCGAUGAGUUUAACGAGCGUCUAGCUAAAUAUGAAUUAAAUGAAGCUCAGCUUUCAUUGAUUCGUGAUAUACGAAGGCGAGGUAAAAACAAGGUCGCUGCUCAAAAUUGCCGUCGACGUAAAAUGGAUCAAAUAUUGGACCUACAUAGUGAAGUGGAACGUUUAUAUUCUCAGAAGAAAGCCUUUGAGAUUCAACAAGAACAAUUGUUAGCUUUAAGAGAUUUAGCUCAAGAAAAAUAUUCCAAACUGUAUCAUUUUAUAUUAAGCUCAUCGGAAAGCUCAACUCCUCUGUCCAAUUUUACAAGUAGCCACAACGAUUAUCCGCAAAUGUUAGUCUUACCACCAAUGGAAAGUGCCACAGCAACACGUAAUUAAUAGAUAAAUCAACAAGAAUAAAGUUACAUUUUAAUUAUGAUAAUGGUGGUGAUGGGCAGCUAAAAAAAUUAUGUUGGCGAAGAACAAAAAUUGCCUAAUUAAAGUCUGAUCAGUUUUCCUAUUAAUUAUCACUGUUUUCAUGAAUUAAUAAAGCCAGAAUGCUCUGACAUUCCAACAUUAUUGUUAAUCAUAUCAAGCUUCUGAAAUUGAAGCACUUAUUACUUAGUCACUGGGAACCUGAGCGAAUAAACUUAUUUUCAUUUAUCAUAA